AGACGCUCGAGGAUUGGUCGAGCGAGAGAAGUAGGAUUGCAAAUUGAACUUGCGCGUGCUUGCUCGAACGAAGCUGCGCAAACGUUAUGUAAAAAUCAAGAGGCUAAGUGCUAACAUAGCUGACAUUGCUGACUAGAGCGAGGAAGAGAGCGGAGCACGCAGUAAGACUGUUGACGAGUGUUGUGUGGAUAUGGUCAAGCACAGGUCUAGUUUCUGAUUGCGGUGACUGUGAUUUGUUACGUGCGACGUAAGAGACAAAAGGAGAGUCAAAUACGAGCGAGAAGAGGAUACGUGAAAAUCCGAGCAACAAAGGAAGGAGACAGAUAGAGAGCGAGAGAGAGAGAGAGGGGGGGAGAACGGAGGACAAAGAAACAAGCACCGAGUGAAAACGUAUCGAAGAGAGAGAGAGAGAGCUCGUAAGAAAGUGCGUACAUCUACAAUUUGGUUCAACGAGAUCCGAAAUUCGCGAGUUUGGGUCGAGUUCGAGCGAACGGGGAACAAUUUCCGCAACGCGGAAGAGUGCGUCGCGAAGUGACAAACAAACAAACAACUCGUGUUCGCCAUCUUGCGGCAGGGGGUAAGUUAACGUCGUGCCGUGGCGUCUGUACGAAAUGCGCGUCGUUCUCUUUACUGGAGAGUAGAUUGCCGGAGAAAGAGAAGAAAACAGCAGCAGCAUAAUAAGAAGAAAAGUGGCCGACGGUCACCGGAUGUGGUUAAAUUUGCGAGAUAUGCCUACUGGAAGGGCCGCGAGAGAAAAGGAGCUCGAAACGAGGUAGCAUAGAGCUAACAGGUUCCCCGGAGUUUCCCACCGCAAACUUUAUUUCUUCUUCAUCCACCCCGCGACUCUCCUCUGGCGCGUCACUAUCGCCGUCCCCACCGCCUGUCUGUCCUGGAUACUACAGUGCGAUUAUUGCGCAGUUGGAAAAAUUGCUGCGCGCGGAUGCCGUGAUACGUGGAGUAUCAUCUCUGAGAGACAAUCCACGAGCAUUUACCGGCCGACGUGUUAUAGUCGGUUUUUGUGACGAGAGUGACUGAGGAAUUGUACAAAAUCGAAAGUGAGAGCCAUGACAAACUCCGCGCCCAAGCUAGACAACGCCAAGGUGGAUCGGCAAGCUUCGCCGAAGGUUGGCUUUCAGCAUCAACAAAGUUCUCAUCAUCGUCGCUCCGCCAGUAAAUCGUCGCCGUUCCUCUACAAGAACGGCAGCCACGGGGCCAAGAACAUCAAAGACGGCCGGCAGAGCUGCAGCCCGUACAGCCCAUCGUCCAAGAGCGCGAGAAACUCGCCGCAACAACGCAGUCCGAGUAGUAGCCCGACCAACAACAGCUUUUACGCGGGCGCGAAAUUCUCGGAGACACCGUCGCCCGCGAGCGUGCCGAAGCCGCCGAGUCACUGGACGACGUGCUCGGCAGCAAGACUGAUGGGCAGCUGCGGCCAGUCGGCGAACAGCGCGUCCGAAACCACCAGACAACUACGCAUAAUGCUGAAUGUCGAGGCCUGAUACUCGACGGCAAGUGACAUUGUCAAACGAUUAGAGAGAUGGCCGUCAGUAGUUUGCGGAGAAUCAGGUAUGAUGGGAAAAAAUUAUCGUCGUUAGAGAAUCACAGAGGCGAGAUAGAGAAAGAUAGCAACAGAGACUAUGACGUUGAUAAUAAUAAUUACAAAAUAAUAAUAAUAAUAAUAAUGAUGGUGAUAUCGUGUGCGGGCCGUAUACACACGGAGCGAUUUUCGAUUUUAUUGAGCGAAUGGACAUUACAAAUCCGUUAUUUACUCUAAGAUUACAUCCAGCAUACAAAGAACUUUAAAAAACCGUAGACUAACACAUCGCGGUGGGUGACAACGCGAUGCAUCGGUGCGUUUAUCAUGUUCGCGAUCGAUAUGUGUGCACGCAAGAUGCAUACGUAUGAUACAUAUAUAUGUAUGUAUAUAUUGCGUUUUCGGACUCUCUCUCUAUCACGCGUCACAUCACUGUGUGACAGAAAAGAAACAAAAAUGUAAGUAAUAUCGUAUUUUAGAUUACCGUUAUAAAAAAAAAAAAAAACAAAAAAUUCGACUUACAACAACAACACCUGAAGAGGGAGCUCCACAUGCAUACAUAUAUAUUAUCUAUAUAAAACGUUCAAAAAACAAAAAAAACACAACACAUCGUCGGUCUGACGAGACGACAAGCAUGAACAGACAAAGCUGAGCUUCGUCCUACGAUGCGCUUCAAUGUCGACACGUCGUUGGCGUGUUUCAAUAAUCUCUUAUUUCGGCUUUCUUUCCGAAGUAACUUUGAGAGGCCGCUUUUGAGAUCAAUCGCGAGUCUUUUUUUUUUUUUUUUUUUUUACCUUCUCGAGCUUUAAUUGUGCCAGAUGCGUCGCGGCGCAGUUCGCUCCAUUAGAUGCUGGAACAAAUAACUAUAUAACGUAUUAUAUAUAUAUAUAUAUAACAAAUUAAUAAUCAUUUAUCAAUUUACUUCUUUAUUAACAGUUUUUCUUUUUUUUUUCGCGGACUUUAUCAUUUUGUUAUAUUGUGGCUUGAAAGAGACACAGCUUCGUACACACGGGAGAGAUUUACUUCACGUAGUGAACCCUUUUUAGUUUUUUUGUUUAUUUUUCUUUUUCAUUUUUUUUUGCUGAGGGUAAUUUUUAUUUUCUUACUAUUUUGCUACAUGUUGCGUAAGUGUAUGAUAAUAAAAAGUUUUGAGUUAGCGCGCGCUUAGGGAAAUCGGAAUUACUUGAGGUGUGUGACCGUUUAUUAACAAAAACAAACGUCAAACGUAAUGUAGGAGAAAUUUAAAUGAAAGGAGAGGAAAGAGAGAGAAUGUGUGUGUGUGCGUGAGUGAGUGAGUGAAUGAAUGUACUUUGAAUAUCGUAAUACUUCUUAGAGUAUCUCUUCGCAAUAAUGCAAAUCCACACUUUCCAUUUUUCGGCUUUUCGUUGUGUUUUUCAACAAAAUCCGUGACGUUUAAUUUGCUUGUGUAAGUUUAAAAAAUUGAUUUCUGAGAAAAGAGGAAACUGCAAACAAAAGAUUGUUUCUUUUGUUCACGAUCGAUUCUAUUUGACGUCUUUACACUGAUGUAAAGUUGUACAUCUUCAUCAAUUGUACCUUUAAAAAUACUAUUUGAAUAUUUAUUAAUACUUUGAGUGCAGGGGCAUUCAAUGGAAUCGAGACACGUUUAUUCGGAUCGCUAGAACAAUAGUUUUUCAUUGUUUUAGUUGCAAAAUUCAAGUAUAAGAACAUAAUUCCACGCUUUAUUUACACAGGCAAUAAAUAUCGAAAGCUAAGAUUUAUAUCGACGUUGCAAUAAUGUCUGUCCUUUCUUAGGUCGUAAUAGUUGUAACAGGGUGGGGGGG
Messenger RNA from Pseudomyrmex gracilis, 3336 nucleotides. RefSeq names its product proline-rich nuclear receptor coactivator 2-like. Lineage: Eukaryota; Metazoa; Arthropoda; Insecta; Hymenoptera; Formicidae. The record is from RefSeq and is a predicted model, not a curated record. Bases 1065 to 1499 code for a protein of 144 amino acids. Gene Ontology annotation, cellular component: nucleus. The transcript has 2 exons.